This is a messenger RNA of Panonychus citri (citrus red mite), 1817 nucleotides long. RefSeq names its product NAD(P)H-hydrate epimerase-like (gene Naxe). The record is from RefSeq and is a predicted model, not a curated record. The coding region runs from base 112 to 897 and encodes 261 amino acids. Gene Ontology annotation, cellular component: mitochondrion. Lineage: Eukaryota; Metazoa; Arthropoda; Arachnida; Trombidiformes; Tetranychidae. The transcript has 4 exons. Gene Ontology annotation, molecular function: NAD(P)HX epimerase activity.
AAUUGGAUUUUUUUGUUUGUCUGAAAAUCAGAUUAUCUGUCAAUCUGUUACUGUAAAUGUGAAUUUAAAUAAUCAAGUUGACAAUUAAUUUGAUUGAACUGUUUUUAUUUCAUGUUAAUCAACAUCAGUAGACCAAAUUUUAAGAAAAAUUUUGGACGAUUAGUUCCCAAUCAAUUGAGAUUAAUUCAUACAUCGGUUGUUACAAUGGAGAGCAUCAAGUGCCUAAGCCAAGAGGAGGCCAUUAGAGUCGAUAAAGACUUAUUCAAUGAGUGCCAAUUUAGUGUCGAUCAAUUAAUGGAAUUAGCUGGACUCGCUGUUGCCACUGCCAUUUUUAAAACGUAUCCAUCUCGAUCUUAUAAAACUGUUUCCAUUUGCUGUGGUCCCGGAAACAAUGGCGGCGAUGGUUUGGUUGCUGCGAGGCAUCUCUUUGCAUUUGGAUAUCGGCCAUCAAUUUACUACCCAAAACCUGGAAAAUCUGAAUUAUACUCACGUUUAGUUCGACAAUGUGAGGAGGAUGAAAUUUCUUUUCUAACAAACUCAGAGGACGUUGAAAGAAGCUCAUUGGUUGUCGAUGCUGUUUUCGGAUUCAGCUAUAAACCACCAUGUCGAGAAGAAUUCAAAGAUCUCUUGGGAGUAUUAUCAAGAUGCUCGAACAGAUUGAUCAGUAUAGAUAUUCCUUCGGGUUGGCACGUUGAACAAGGUCCACCAACCGAUGAUACUCCAAAAUUACAACCCGAUUGUCUAAUAUCAUUAACCGCUCCUAAACUUUGUUCCAAGUUUUUCCAUGGUAAACAUCAUUGGUUAGGUGGCCGUUUCGUUCCUAAAACUAUCAUCAAACGGUACGAAUUGAGACUACCCGAUUUUCCAGGAUCUGAACAAUGUGUUAAAAUUGUUUGAGAUUAACACUAAUCACCACCACCACCAACCAACCUCAGUGAUGAUGAUGAUUGGCUGAUCAAGAUUAAGAAGGAGAGAGAAAAAAAGAGGAACAAUUAUAAAUGAAGAAGUUGAAACAAUUUAACAGGAUUCAAGAGAUUGACAAAUUAAUCACCUAUGCCUCAAUUCAAACAGUUGAUUAAUCACAAUCAGCAUCCAAAAGAAAAGUCGAGAGAGCAAUCAAGAGUUGAAUGAAAUUAACGACGAACUCUCAACUUUUUUUUUUCGAUUCUUAUUUUACCGUUAAUACGAUUACUUGUUUCCUGAUCCCGAUAACAUCAACAACAAUUUGUUAUUUGAUUGUUACAACUUCUCAAUUAACUUGUUCCAUUAUCAUACUCUGAUCAACAGAUCACAACAUAACCACCACCACAAAUCAUUUAACUAAUGUUAAUUAUUAUAAUAUUCUGAUUAAUAGCUUGAUUGCUUCUAUUCUAAAACAAUAAUUACCACCUAUUCUUCCAGAAAUCAAGAGUAAUAGAUCUUCCUAAUUAACAAACAAAAUCAAGAUAAUCUAUGGAUUGAUUAACCGUACAAAUCAUAAUUCUAAUACAAUUUCCGAUAAUAUUUUAAUCCCGAUUAGAUUUAAGUCUCGAUAAAAACACUAACCUAAUCCCGAGAGCAGAUGAAAACCAAAAGUGAAUCCAAAAUUCUGAUAGUUUAAUAAUAACAACAAAUGAAAACAAUUAAAAAAAUCAGAGAAAUUGAUAAUUAACAAUUAAACACUUUCUCUCAAUUAAUCUGUAUCUCUCAACAAUUAAUCUCAACAAUAAUAAUAACAAUUGUCUCCCAAACAAGAUUGUAUUUAUCUAUAGCAAAGAAAUGAGCUUAAUGACAAAUGUUUGAUAAUCAGCAAUUAAAGAAACACAAUUAAACUUUAA